AUGACUUCUUCAUUCCCAUAUGCAUCCCAAGUUUAUUUUGAUUUAGUCAAACUUGGAGAGCUUGAUAAAAUAAAAGAAAUCAAAGAUAUGGACUUCAUCGUGACCGCUGUUCUUCCUAAAUAUAAACUAAAUUUGUACCAAUACGCUACGCUCCUUGGAAAAUUGGACAUUAUAAAGUAUUUUGAUUCUAUAAAUAAGGAUGUUUUCUAUUCUCUCGACGAACAAGGCAAUAAUCCACUUCAUUUAUCUAUCAUUUCUCAGAGCGAAAACAGCAGAGAAGUCUUUGACUAUUUCGCAUCCAGACAAGACAUUAUCAAAUCAUCAAACUUUGCCAAUCAAACAGUUCUUGAUCUCUGCAUUCAGUACAAUAAAAUCAAAAUGAUGUUUGAUAUAAUUCAGAAUUACGAUGAUGCCAGAGAACUAGUUAGUAACCUUAAUAAUCAGAAGCUUAAAGUAAGCAAUCUUGUUGAAUUCACCCUUGAUUUGUUACAAUCUCGUACUGAUGAUUCUGAAGUCAAGAAACUUCAUGAAGAAAAUCAGAAACUGCAAGCACAAAUAGAGAAUCUCAACAACGGAAAUCAAAUCAUUGAAGAAUUGAGAGAUCUCAAAGAAAUUAUUGCAGAAAAGGAUUCAGAGAUUAGCCUGUUGAAGAAUCUAUUGUAUCACUCAUUUAACGUAGAAAAACCGUUCGAGAAAGUAAAUGUAAAUGUUCCUGAAGAUAAAAUCAAACAAAUUGAACAAAGUGCUGUUAAAUUUUCUGCACCUUUAUGGAACAUGCUUAGCAAAUUCCUUCGUUAUUUCUGUGAUGAAAAUACUUGUAAUAAGAUUCUAGAAAAACAAAAUUUUGCAAAAUAUUCUGUUAAUUUGUUUGAAUUAUCGCUUACACUGGGAUACUUUAGUGCGAGAUUGUUCUUUUAUGUUGAUAAAAAUCUAAAAUAA
Messenger RNA from Trichomonas vaginalis G3, 939 nucleotides. Its product is annotated as Ankyrin repeat family. The transcript has a single exon. The record is from RefSeq and is a predicted model, not a curated record. Bases 1 to 939 code for a protein of 312 amino acids. NCBI's taxonomy places the organism in Eukaryota, Parabasalia, Trichomonadida, Trichomonadidae.